AUGGUAGUGUGGGUUCAGUUUCCUGCUUUUCCGGUCCACUUCUAUCAUAAGGAGAUUCUCUUUGCGCUUGGAAACAUGCUCGGCCGGGCAAUCAAAUUGGAUUUCCACACACAACAUCAACAACGGGCCAAAUUCGCUCGGAUUGCGGUGGAACUCGACUUAUCCAUGCCACUGGUCACCCGUAUCCGGCUAGACGGGAAGUGGCAAUACAUCGAAUAUGAAAAUCUGCCAACGCUGUGCUUCGACUGUGGCAAGAUAGGACAUACAACGGAUACAUGCCCAAGGACGGCGGUAGCGGCAAAACUCCCGAUCACCGGAAACACGACAACGGCGCAGGAUCAACACACGGACACACAGCCGGAAGAGAAGGUAGGGUUCGGCCCGUGGAUGCAAGUCACGCGCCGAUCCAGACGGGGAAACCGAGGCACCGAGAAAGGAAAUUCAAGCAACAAUCAGGGAGAUCUCCCCGGAAGUGGAAAGUCUGGGAAAGGAAAGCCUAAUACAAAAGAAGCAGAGAAUCCCGUGGGAAGUAAAAAUGGUAAGAGGGAGGAGAAUAGUCAGCGGAUGGAACCGCAACGGCAAUAUAACCAUGGAAAAGGAAAGACAGAGGCAAUUGGAUCGGGGAUUGUGCACGAUAAAUGGGGGAAGGAAGCUAUGGAAGCUACUACAGGGGGGAAAGGGCUUCUCGGGCCCAGCCCGGGGUCUCUAUCUACCUCAAUGGAGAGGCCCAACAAAGACGCAGCCCAAGCCAAGAAGAAGGAUACAAAAACUGGAUCAGGAGUUGGCGGAUCGUGCUCGGCGGGAAGCUCCUCAAAGCCGAAGCCCAAUAUCAGCCUGAAAAGCUCCAGCCCACCAGCUUCUAAUACUAUCACGGGCCCAAAUGCAGUCACCAUCCAGUUAGUCAAUGUUACCCCACUAGACAGUCAGAAGGCGAUGGAAGACUCCCAGGGAACUCCCUCGACGGCGACCAGGACCAAGAACAAGACAAACCAGAAAAAAGGAAAAUCCAAGUCGCCAAAAAAGUUGCCGGGGACAGUCUCCUCGAAGGCCUUGCAGGUCUGGACUCCGAUCAAGGACAAGAAAUCGAAGAAUAGAUCUCGGUUGGCAUCUCUAACUCUCCAAGAAAUAGCUGCUUGGACGGGAGCGGCGCAGGGGGAUCGUGGGGAGAGGAACGAGAGGCCGAGGUCGGAAGCAUCUCAGUCGACAGGGACCAGCGGGGCAACGGAUACAGCAGCUCCCAUCUGA
Messenger RNA from Linum trigynum, 1245 nucleotides. NCBI's taxonomy places the organism in Eukaryota, Viridiplantae, Streptophyta, Magnoliopsida, Malpighiales, Linaceae. The record is from the annotation of a GenBank genome assembly.